ACCCACCCUUAACAACAAAAGACACUUCACAAUCUUUUCAAAUGACAUGACCAGUGAGGUCAGUGCCACUGGUCUGAAGUCAUUUAAACUCUUUGUAGUGUUGCUCUUUGCCACUGGAACAAUAAUGGACUCCUUCCAUGCCUUUGGGACCCUUCUCUGUUCCAAGGACAUCUCAAAAAUAUCAGUGAACACCCCGCAGAGCUGUUCUGAACAGCACUUUAACAAUCUCCCAGUAAUACCAUCUGGACUCAGACUUUUAUUGACCUUAUUUCCCUUAAAAACGGACCUAACAUCUUCUUGUGUAAUUGAGAAUGGUGUGGACUUUACCAGAGCUUGCUCUGAAAAAGUGUUCAAUGCUUCAGAUAAAUCGUUAUCGCUCUUAUACAUUGGGAUAUGGGCUGGCUUGUUUUGUGUUUUAUGCAAACCUGUCAUUCUUUUAACACGGUCCCAUGCUGCCUUCAAGUUGUUACUUCCCAGUCUCUCCUCUAUCUUAUUUUUAUAUUGUAAUUUAGCCCUCUUUAUUUCUGCUCUGACCUCCUUAGUUGCCUCUCUAUUUUCAUCCUCUUCCCCAUUGUGAAAAAGCACUGUUUUUUCAUAAGCACUUGUUUCAGGGAAAUAGUGACCCAUGGCUUAUUAUUUGCAAACACUUCAACAUACAUAUACCAGUAUCUUGCCCACCAGUAUCCCUUCAGAAGCAUUUAUAUCGAAAUUAGAAGAUACGAUUAACAUACCGUGAUAUAAUACCGUUACCGUCUAUGCCUCAAAUAAUUCGAUAAGAAGAUGGUGAGAAGCGGUGUUUUGAAAGGAUUGGCCUUUAGCCUGGAUCGCACUCCCCCGCGCUUGCCUCUCUUUUGCUAAGUAGCCUAUUGGGUACGCUAUAUUUAAUAUCUUGUAUAUAUACGCAGAUGCAGAUAAAAAUGAGUGUUCUCAUGCCCUUUGAUCCUUUGCUUCCAGUGAAGUGAAUCUUUCUGGUGAAGCUGGGUGUGGAUUGGUUCAUCUCCUGUCUCUUUUCAUCUUGCCGGGAUGAGACUUUUUUUCGCACCGAUGGACCCUCCAACUUUUCCUAAAAUAACUGAAAAUCCAAAAGCAAGGCUAAAUGAUCAAAACUUGUCCAAAAUGACCUAGCUAAGCUAAAGCUCAAACAGCUGUAUCUACUCUGUGGUUAUGUUUCAGGAUGUUGUAUGUUUUUCUUAUUGUGACGCUGACAUAGUGUGGAGUCGCUGGAGCAGAAGAAGACGGCGUGCUACGACAUCGACGUAGAGGUGGACGACCCCCUGAAGGGCCAGAUGAACGGCUUCCUGUCCUCCACCACCAACCAGCAGGAGAUUGCCGUGCUGGAGAUGAAGAUCCACGAGACCAUCGAGUCCAUCAACCAGCUGAAGACCCAGAGAGACUUCAUGCUGAGCUUCAGCAACCACCCCCAGGACUUCAUCCAGGACUGGCUCAAGUCCCAGAGCAGGGACCUGAAGCUGAUGACGGAUGUGGCGGGGAACCCGGAGGAGGAGAGGAGGGCAGAGUUCUAUCAGUCUCCCUGGUUACCAGAGGCUGUGGGCCGAUACGUCUACUCCAAGGUGCAGCAGCGGAGGCAGGAGCUGGAGCAAGUGUUGGGCAUUCGGCUCACUUGAGCACAUGGCCGAUCCAGCGUUCUAGAUUUCUCAGGCCUUCACUUCCUCUUUUUGGGAUUUCCACACGUUCAGUGUUUCUGCUAGAUUUGUUCUUUUGUGUAAUCCUUAAUCCGAUUUUUGCUUUAAAUUGCCAAACAAGCUCACGUUUUAUACGAUUAUCUUGUGGAACCAAGGGCCAGCAGCGUUUCCGUGGUUAUCUCGCCCGUUGCCAUGGUUUCUAGUCCCAUGAUAAUAAUUUGACCACAUACUUUUUGGGGGCCAUUCUGUGAUAUUAUAUAUGAAAUAUAUAAAAAAUAGUUUGACAUGCUUUAUUCACUUUUUAAUGUUGAACCUAAGCCAGGUUCAGGCCGACUUGGCCUUGUCUCAUAUGUAUGUGGUACGGUGUGCUGAGGCAGUGGUGCUUCCUUUCCUGCUAUUUUUGUGCGUGUGCGAUCAGCAACAGUUGUCUUGUGUUGGUCCUACUUUGGAAAAGCCAUACUCUGUAGAGGGAAAUCCAAGCCAACAUUUUGUCCUAUCAGUGAGUGAGCGGGUGGGAUGAAAUUGGUGUUUCUAUCAGAUAUAUCCAUUUUAUUGCAAUGUUAUGUACAUGUUUGUGAUUGGUUAAACAGUUUGGUUUAUCUACUGAUUUUUUAAUUUCUUAUGCAAUAUGCAACAAUAAUCAAAGGCAUCUAUGGAGGGUCUUGUUUAUUUGUAUUCUUUGUGAAAAUCUGUUUUUAGGGGGGUCCACUUGUGUCCAGCUGUUCUGACUCAAUAGAGUGGAGGGGUUGAGAUUUUUUUGUACCACUUGAAUGUUGCCGUGCUGUUCCAGUGUGUUGUGUUGAGUGUCCAUGUCUCCAAGCCAGGAAAGGGAGUUCAUGCUAGGCUAAGUCUGGGGGGCUUCCUGGAAGCUGUAACGCUUGAGUCGUAUCCCCUGAGGUGGAACCGCUUUUGAUUACACAGGAAUGUAAAUGCAAUCACAUUGUAGUAAUGAACCAUCUCGAUCCGUGGUUCGCCGUGUUUUGGAAUCGUUCUAUGUUUGGGGAAGAAUUGUGAAGCUAGCCGGACCCUUGGAUGGGUCUAAACAGUCCAUGUUGUAGCACUGUCUAAAACUGUUCUAAUGAAACCGUUUGGACUUUGUGAAAUGGUGCUGUUUAAGUUCUUUAUUUUUCAUAUAAAUGUUAAUGAGAAAUGUUUGCGUGUUUUAUGGUUCAUCAAAUGAACCAUAUUAUCUUUUUAUACCUUUUUGAUAUAUUUUAAUAAAAUAUCCAACAGAAUAUUCUGUCACAAAUUAUUAUGAAAUUGACUUAUAUAGGCUAUACUGUUUUCUUUCGCAGGUAACUUUGCAGGAUUCUUUGUUGGUGCAAUUCCAAAACGUUAAUAGAUGUAAAAUAGGGAUGAUGAAGAUAUUAAUGACGAUACUUUUGUGGUUAUUUUCUUAGGUUUUUCUUACUUUAUUUUUAUUCUAUUUCUCAUUUAUGUUGCUUUCUGAUGUGUAUUCUCACCCUAUGAGAGUAAUACCUGGCGUUAUAAAGAUUCAAUGUUUAACCACUAAAAAACAUUACCGUCUAACACUGUUUCUAUGUGCUACUUGUUGUAAUAUAAUAGGCUUUCAUGUGGCAGUAUUCAUGCCCAGACUAGCUGUUUUUGGAGGUUUCAGAGGACAGUUUUAAAUUGGCUAGACUGGUCAAACCUGUAUCUGAUUCUCGUUACAACUAACAAAGGCUUUUCUGUAAUUGCAUGCUGUACACAUUCCAUUCUGCACUUAAUGCAUUGGAUUAAUCUUGAUUAAUCAAUACACUACAAUUAUACACUUCUAUAAAAAAAAAAAACUAUUAU
Molecule: messenger RNA, 3440 nt
Organism: Gadus chalcogrammus (walleye pollock)
Lineage: Eukaryota; Metazoa; Chordata; Actinopteri; Gadiformes; Gadidae
Product: SWI/SNF-related matrix-associated actin-dependent regulator of chromatin subfamily D member 2-like
Exons: 4
Coding region: 1287-1625 (112 amino acids)
Source: RefSeq, a predicted model, not a curated record